CACCGGGCGGCGGGGAAGGGGGGGGGGGGGUUGCGGCGGCGGCGGCGGCGGGGGGAUGAGCGCGUCCCCCAUGGAGCUGCUGAAGAAAUGGCUGGGCCACCCCGAGGACAUCUACAACCUGCUGCGGUUCAAGAUGGGCGGCUACCGGGCCGUCAUGCCGCGGAUCGACCCGGAUUCGCUGGGACGCGGUCUCCGUACCUGCUACCGCUACCUCAACCAGACCAGCCGCAGCUUCGCCGCCGUUAUCCAGGCCCUGGACGGAGAGCUGCGACAUGCCGUCUGUAUAUUCUACCUAGUUCUUCGUGCCCUGGACACUAUAGAGGAUGACAUGACCAUCAGCUUAGAUGUAAAGGUUCCGAUGCUGCACGAGUUUCACUCUUAUCUCUAUCAACCAGAGUGGAAAUACAUGGAGAGCAAGGAGAAGGACCGGCAGGUGCUCGAGGACUUCCCAACGAUCUCCAUGGAGUUCAGGAAGCUGUCAAAGGUCUACCAGGAUGUGAUUUCGGAUAUUUGCCACAAGAUGGGUGUCGGGAUGGCGGAGUUCUUGGAGAAGAAGGUGGACUCUCAGCACGAGUGGGAUAAGUAUUGUCACUACGUUGCUGGGCUGGUGGGCAUAGGACUUUCCCGUCUCUUCUCUGCAUCAGAGCUAGAAGACCCUAUCGUCGGGCAGGACACGGAGCUGGCCAACUCCAUGGGCCUCUUCCUGCAGAAAACGAACAUCAUCCGCGACUAUCUGGAGGACCAGCUGGAGGGAAGGGAGUUCUGGCCCAGAGAGGUUUGGAGCAGAUACGCAAAGAAGCUGUCGGAUCUUGCCAAACCAGAAAACAUUGAUAUGGCUGUCCAGUGUCUGAAUGAGCUCAUCACCAACGCCCUCCACCAUGUCCCUGAUGUCCUCACAUACUUAUCCCGCCUGAAAAACCAAAGUGUCUUCAACUUCUGCGCUAUCCCCCAGGUGAUGGCUAUUGCCACGUUGGCUGCCUGCUAUAACAACAAGCAGGUGUUCAGGGGCGUCGUGAAGAUCCGGAAGGGACAAGCUGUCACUCUAAUGAUGGAUGCCACAAACAUACAAGCUGUCAAAGCCAUCAUGUACCAGUAUGUGGAAGAGAUCUACCAGAAGAUCCCAAGCACGGACCCAUCAUCCAACAAGACGCAGCAGGUCAUCGCCUCCAUCCGCACCAUGAGCUUGCCCGGCGGCCCCAUGGCAUCGCGCCACCACUAUUCCCCCAUCUACCUGUCGUGUGCCAUGCUCCUGGCCGCCCUGAGCUGGCAGUACCUGAGCACCAUCUCCAAGGCCACCGAGGAGUACCCUCUUCCCCAUCGCCUCUAGUGCCUGCUCCGCACUGGAAGGAUGCUGCUUCAGCCGGGAGAGGAACAUGCUUCCUUAUCCAGGGAAAAAGCUCUGGCCACCUUCUGGCCCUCAACCCAGGCUGGUGUUGACAUCCUGCAGCCUGGAAACAGGGAGAGGCAAUCUUCACAUUUCUGUUGCUGGGCUGAAGGAAGCUGCUAGGCUUGAAACGAGCCCUUUUCGUGUUAAAUAACAGAGGUGGGAUGCUCUGUCCACUUUAAUGUGCCCCUAGCUGAAAGCCAUCUAUUGCAGCUCCCUGCCCUCUGGCAGACGGCACCCUGCACUUGCAAAGCUUCGUGUUUUAGCAGCUGUGGGGGUGGUUCAAAGGAGAAGGGAGCUGCUUGAGUGGCCCUGAGCUAAUA
Messenger RNA from Harpia harpyja (harpy eagle), 1707 nucleotides. RefSeq names its product farnesyl-diphosphate farnesyltransferase 1 (gene FDFT1). Gene Ontology annotation, molecular function: squalene synthase [NAD(P)H] activity. Gene Ontology annotation, biological process: cholesterol biosynthetic process; farnesyl diphosphate metabolic process. Bases 56 to 1327 code for a protein of 423 amino acids. The transcript has 9 exons. NCBI's taxonomy places the organism in Eukaryota, Metazoa, Chordata, Aves, Accipitriformes, Accipitridae. The record is from RefSeq and is a predicted model, not a curated record. Gene Ontology annotation, cellular component: endoplasmic reticulum membrane.